AUGUACAAUCCCUACAAAUAUGACUGCUCUAGUGCUGAUCUCAAUCCGAUCGGUAGCAUCAGCAAGCUGGAUCUUCGCCGGUUCAUGCAGUUUGUUCUGGAAGGCGGUCUUAGUUGCUCACGUAAGUCAACUUUCGGCCAGCAUGGCCCUUGUGCCAAAAACAUUGAGCUUGACCGGCUGCUGGAAGAGACUUCAGAGCAAAUUUUGAAUGCGCUACCUUCGGCAGAAUUGGAGCCUUUGUCUCUUGACGGUUCAGUGGUGCAGACGGAUGAGCUUGACAUGGGUCUUACGUAUGAUGAGUUGUCUAUAUUUGGUCGACUUCGUAAGCAAGCCGCCUGUGGACCCUACAGUAUGUUGGCACAUCUCCUCUUCGAUGAGACGCAUCCGCGGUUCUCAACCGCCUCAUCCGAUUCCAAUGCCUGCGGCAGUCCGGCGAAAUGCCUGGCUGACAAGGUGAAGCAUUUCUUUCGUCGCUAUGCCAUUAGCCGACACAAGUCAACUGUCUUGCCACCUUCAUAUCAUACUGAGGCGUACAGUGCUGACGAUAAUCGGUGA
Molecule: messenger RNA, 555 nt
Organism: Protopolystoma xenopodis
Lineage: Eukaryota; Metazoa; Platyhelminthes; Monogenea; Polystomatidea; Polystomatidae
Source: the annotation of a GenBank genome assembly